Procambarus clarkii (red swamp crayfish) is the source of this 3909-nucleotide messenger RNA. Its product is annotated as chymotrypsin-like protease CTRL-1. Gene Ontology annotation, molecular function: serine-type endopeptidase activity. The record is from RefSeq and is a predicted model, not a curated record. Lineage: Eukaryota; Metazoa; Arthropoda; Malacostraca; Decapoda; Cambaridae. Gene Ontology annotation, biological process: proteolysis.
CUCAGUUUGUGUACAGACAGCGAGUGUGUUGUUAGCUCGUGUGCACUCGUUCACCCGCGCGUGUAUGUGUGUGAGUGCGUGUGUGCCUGUGUGUCGUGUCACCACAAGACUGCCCGCCGCCACCGUCCACUCUCACCCCCACCAUAGUUGGUCUCAUUCAUCUUCAACAACUGCCACCCCGCCCGCCCUACACACUUGGGCAGUUACGGGUCGCAUAACUUCUUUCUUCGGUCCCGUUGGCUUAGCGGUCACAAGUGUCGUCAGAGCGGCGGAGCGGUCACCGCUACGACCACUGACAUGACCCUCAGGAGCGUGUGUGUGAGGUGUGUGGUGGUGCUGGUGCUGGUGGCCACCACCACCACUCGCGGGGCGCCGCAAAACGACCACGAGAACGAAUUUGGUUGCCAUUGUAUGGAGUAUUGGACCUGUAUCACGAGCGGAGGCCAGCCAUACAGCUACUGCGGCCUGAGCGCCUCCAGCGUGUGUUGCUUCGUGCCCCUCAACGCCAGCCCCAUCGGCAUCCUCCCGCUCAGGAACAAGAAGAAGUCAUGCGGCACCAAGGGCUCCGACGGCAGGAAGGACGGCCAGGCAGAGAUGUCUGAGUGGCCCUGGCAUGCGGCCAUCUUGGAACAGCCACAGGAUCUGUACGUGUGUGGCGCCUCACUCCUGGACGAGGAGUGGAUCCUCACAGCCGCCCACUGUGUCGACGACUACCUGGACUCAGGGAGCCGCCUGGCGGAGGUGCUGAAGGUGCGCUUAGGGGAGUACGACGUCAGCACCACCGCUGAGCCCCUCAAGCACGAGGAGUUCCCCGUCACCCGCGUCGUCAUCCACCCGGAGUUCGACAACGCCACUCUGGUGAACGACAUCGCGCUGCUGCAGCUGGUGAGGUCCGCCCGCCGGAAGGGCAACAUCGACGCCGUCUGCAUGCCCAAGAAGAACGACUUCGUGGAGGGCGUCCCCACCAGGUGCUACGUCACGGGCUGGGGCCGCAAAGAUGAGGGGUCGGAGCACAGUGUGGUGCUGAAGGAGAUCAGUGUUCCCCUGUGGAGCAACCCGACGUGCCAGGGCGCCCUCAGGGAGCAGUUCGGGCCCGCCUACACCCUGCCCAAGACCGCCCUCUGUGCUGGCGCCGAGGGACGCGACGCCUGUGACGGUGACGGCGGAGGGCCCCUGGUGUGCGAGAAGGACAAACACUGGUACCAGGUGGGCGUGGUCAGCUUCGGCAUCGGCUGCGGCAGGAGGAACAUCCCGGGCGUGUACACCCGCGUCGACGCCUUCGAGGACUGGAUCAAGGAAACUAUUGGCGUCCACCACCACCCGUAGGUGUCGUCGGGGGAGGCGGGAGGGAGGGAAAGAGAGGGCUCUAGUUAAUGAAGGUCAUCUCAGCUCCUUCAUGUUGUGAUGUGAUCCAGUAGGAGAGUCAAGGGAGGUCGGCCAGGUUGAGGAGAGAGUCUUCAGAUGCCUCUCAGAAAUAUCGUGCUGUAGGUGGAAGUCGGUAUUACGCCCAUUAGUACCGCGCCCACAUGGUGGGUGACAGGGGCCGCCCAUCAGUACCGCGCCCACAUGGUGGGUGACAGGGGGGCCGCCCAUCAGUACUACGCCCACAUGAUGGGUGGCACGCCCAAACAGUAACAAAUUAUUAGGGUGUGAAUAUGUGUGUACAAUGUGUAUUAAGGAAAAUAUGGUAAUGAUUUGAGCAGAUGUGUUGGUUGUAUCCAACACUGCCUCUCAUAUUGUUGUUCAGGAUGCCAUUUAUGCUAUUACUGCUGAGGACACACGUGCGUGUGUGUGUGUGUGUGUGUUUUGGUUGUAGAGCUUGCAUGGUGCUCAAACCCAGAGCUCUGGUAGAGCAGGAAGGUAUAGUUCGGUGUUGGUGCAAGAGCUUGAGCACCGUUCCUCCACUCCGUCCUCACAUCCUAUUGUCUUCCUAACCCUUCCAAGUGCUGUAUGAUCAUACUGUCUUAGCCAGUACAUCUCUGUAUAUCCCCUCCCCCCCCCCCCCCCCUCCGGUGUCAUCAACAAUGGGUCUGAAUUUGUUGAGUGAUCUGCCUUGAGUGUUGUCUUACGGCUGAGUGCGAGAGGAACUGUCAAGAGGGUUGUUUGUGCCGUGUGAAGGACCAAGAUGGUCGCUCCUACCUUACACUCUAACAAGCAAGACAAUGAGUCGUAUAAAUGACUCCCUGGCAGCACUGAAAUCUAUCAGGAAUUUUUCCCUAAUUUAAAAAAAAAAUCCCCAAUUUUUUUUUUUUUAAAGAUUGGCUGAAAGUUUGUUGUAAGUAAACGUGUGUUGUAAGUGCGAUGUAUUGUUGUGUGUUGUAUAAAUGCAAUGUUUACCAGUGUGCUGUGUAGAGGUGCUGUGUUGACCGUGAGGGCUGAGCACCGGGUGUAAUUGUCUGCCAAUGUUGGCCUCAGAAAUGUUCUUGGGCAACCAAGCUAGAGUCAAAAAUGUGAUUGUGUGGAUUGUAUUGGUUGAAAGAUUAGUGGUAAAAAAAAAUAAUUUCUGAUAUCAAAAGAGAUCAAAAAACUUCAUGGAACCGGUUUGUUGAGAAAUUUGUUGAUGCUAAGAAAAUAUAUGAUAAUGAGGGACUAAAUAUUCCAUGAACAGUGAACAACAGGUCCCAUGAACAGUGAAGAACAGGUCCCAUGAACAGUGAAGAACAGGUCCCAUGAACAGUGACUAACAGGUCCCACAGUCCCUCAAGACCUGACCAGCACAAGAGUCUUCUCUCACUUCCUCAGCCUGGCUGUCGUCCUCGGCUGAACAUCACGGUAGACUGUAGUGUACCUUGUGAGUGUUGGUGUAAACUCCGUGGUCCUCCACACCUGCUGGUGCUGGAGACCACGGCCACGAGGGCCACGAGGGCCACGAGGGCCCCAGAAGGCACAGGUCUAAGUUGUGUAUAAAAUUGUAUAAAAAAAUGAGAGCUUUAGUGUCAUAUGUUCUGUGUUGUACAAAUAGGUGGUGGGAAUUUAAAAAAAAAUAUAUGUGAUGUAUGUAAACUACAUCAGGUGUGUUCAUCAGGCGUGUUCAUCAGGCGUGUUCAUGAGGUGUGUUCAUCAGGCGUGUUCAUCGUAGCUAUCCAUGUAUUUAUUAAUAACUUGCAGAAUGUUUAGGUAAAUGCUUUUAUAUGUAAAGGAUCCAUCAUGUUUAUUCAUCUCUGUGACUUCUCAUCCCACGACAGACUUGAUCGCACUCCUGUCUCAGCAUUAUAUACAUUAACGUUGUAUAUUAUAGUUUGAUGUGCAGAUAGGCCUAGAAUUAGUUAGUGUACAUGUUUGGGUUUUGCUGACAAAUAUAAGUAUUUACAGAUGAGGGUGAUGCACUUAAGGCAGCCCGCCAUCAGGCUAUGGUCACUCCACCCAGCGACCGACCCCAAAAGACGCAUUCAUCACUUUUAAUAUGCUAUUCAUUCAAAAUAGAAUUUUCUCAACUAUAAAUUAUAAUAUAUUAGUAUAUUAUGCAUAUUUAGGUUAGGUUAAAGUAGGCGUUUAGGUUCUGUUGCCAGAUAUUUGUAUUAUUAGUGUGUGGGUGACCCAUCUACUGAGUUGGGAUUCGAACAGAAGUCGUCAGCGAAGCACUGUUCGAUCGCCAUCAGUUGUGUGUCAGUCCGGCCUCAUCAACAAUGGCCAAAUGCUCGUUAAUCCAGCCACCAAGCCCCCCCCCCCUGGUGUUUAUGAAUGAAAAACGGUUUACACGCGACUCACAACUGAUGACGUUCGAACAUUUCUCGAACAGCACUUCGCUGACGACUCUGUUUGAAUCACAACUCUAUAGACCAACCCGUCCGAGACUCAAGUCCAUUCCAUCCAGCGGUCGACCCCCACCCCCCUCCAGACGCAUUCAUAAAUUUGAAGCAAGGCUCUUCAUUCAAAAUGGGAAUUUUCUUAUAUAUAAAUUAUUAUUAU